Messenger RNA from Linum tenue, 3145 nucleotides. The record is from the annotation of a GenBank genome assembly. NCBI's taxonomy places the organism in Eukaryota, Viridiplantae, Streptophyta, Magnoliopsida, Malpighiales, Linaceae.
AUGGUCGAACGAUGUUCUUCGUCUUCGCUCUCGUCAAUGGCGCCGCGGGAAGAAAAGCCCGAUGCAAUGAGCAGUAGCAUGCUAGAUCAAUUCUAUGCCCAGUACAACAACAGCACAAACCAUCAUCCCCAAAAUCGUACGCGGCAGCAGCCGCCGCCGCCGCCAACACUGCAACCGCAUGGCACCCCGAGUCCCAUGGCUUUGAAUCGGCAACAUGAAUCGCAUCUCAAGUUGCAGGCUGAAACAGCAGAGGCGAAGAGGAUGUGCCACAUGGUGAUAAACGUAUUGAGACAGCAGAGGUCUGUUGAUCAUAAAACCAUGGAAAAGCUGGCAUUUUGCAUGAAGUUCUUGAACCAUCCAAACAGCGAUAAAUCCGCGGAGAAGCUGGCUUUCAUCAAGAAGUGGAUGUACUCUGUAGUUCAACAGUCGACGCCAAGAAAGCCAGCUUCUUUGUCGUGCACUUCAGGGCAAUCUUCCUCUUCUAAUAUGCUUCCAGCAGAAGAUGCCCGACAGCCACAUCCACAGCCUCCAGCUGGUAGUUUUCAUGGGCCAACUGUUAGUAAUGUCCUCCCACCGCACUUGUGCGAUAAUGUACCGAAUCAAAGUACUACCACAACCUCUCACUUGGGACCUGUUCCCCCCAAGCGUGGGCGUCCAAAGCGCCCACAGAAGUCAGGGGAAGCUUUCCUGCUUGAAAAACCGGAGAAGAAAGUUCAGAAACGCCAAGGAAUGCUAGAUGUCAAAGUGAAACAGGAAACACAGCUGCAGCAGCAGCAGAAGCAGGUUUUUGCUAAUGAAAAGCCCCAAAAAUCUGUGGAUGUUAAAAGUACUGGGACAUCAAAGGUUCUUCAUCAGAAACCAGCUCCUGCGAAAGCAGUUGUGCAUAAUCAACAUGUUAAGUCUGCUACACUACCACCUUCUUCCUCUGAUUCGGAGCUAGAGAAGACGGGCAUAAUGACUGAUCAAGCUUUAGCUGCGACUGUUUCGGGUAGGAAAGUGACAGAAGAACCCUUCAGCCACUUGGUUAAUUUGGUUCAGCGGAUAUCCGGCAAAGCAUUAAGUGCUUCUGUGGAUGAGAUUUGGUCAAUAGUUAACUUGAGUGAUCGUAUCCCUGGGGGAAAGAAGAUGAAUCGCUGGUUUGAUGUGGUUUCCAGUUCCUCAUUUGAUCCCGACAUAUCAACUGCUGGGGUUGAGAGAAAUCAAGCUCUCCGGGAGGAAGUAAGAACGAUAAAUCAGCAGCUAGUCGAUACUGAUGUAGCGAUUAUUCCAGAUGGUAAUGCAAGGACCAUAAUGAAGUGCUCGUUUAACGCGGCCUCCAUCUCGCCGAUGCAACCAAUUGAGCCCUUGAAAUUGCUUGUCCCCGCAAACUAUCCUCAAUCCUCUCCUGUAUUACUGGAAACGUUGCCAGUGGAGAUCAGUGGCGAGGAUGAUCUUUCUGUAAAAGCCAAGUCAAGGCUGCACCGCUGCCUGAGAAGUCUGCUCCAUCCGGUGACAUUGGAGGACAUAGCGAGGAGUUGGGAUGUUUGUGCAAGACAAGUCAUUACCGAGUAUGCAUUACAGAAUGGUGGCGGGAGCUUCAGCUCACAGUAUGGAACCUGGGAAACUGUCGAGGAUUGCCUCCAAUCGUUAGAACGAAGUGGGAGUAGGCACUGUCUGUCUGUCAUGGACAUGGGUGCAGCAAGUGCCUACCUCUCACCGUCACGGUGGUCGCUCCCUCUAAUUCCGCCGCCGUCGCCGUCGCCGUCGCCGCCGCCGCCGCCGCAAGAAUCCAUACCUUUCUCAAGAGUAUCCUGCUGCUCUUCUCGGCUCUCUUCUUCCGCUGUCACUUCUGGCAGUGGCAGCAGCAAAACAGCGACCUUAUCCGCAAUUCAGAGUUCUGGCAUCAUUGCCUGCCUUUGCUCCUCCUGUGCGGAGAUUGCUUUUGAAGCUGCUUCUGCUGCAUUGGAUGGCGGCAUCUCAGUUCUGGAGAUCACGAUGUCAACCCCAGGUGUGUUUCAGGUUUUGAAACGCUUGGUUGAGGCAUACCCGGCAGCAUUCUUAGGGGUUGGCACAGUUUUGAGUGCUGCGGAUGCCAUGAACGCAAUGAAUGCUGGAGCCAGAUUCCUCAUGAGCCCUGCUACUGUGAAGGAUGUUAUGAAUGUUGUUCAAGGUACUGAAGUUCUUUACAUACCUGGUGUAAUGACACCAACAGAAAUACUGUGUGCAUACAAUGGCGGUGCUAGUAUUGUCAAGGUAUAUCCUGUUUCUGCAUUGGGUGGAGUCCAGUACAUUGCAGCCCUCAAGAAGCCUUUCUCCGAUAUACCAAUGGUUGCUUCUCAAGGAAUAACAACAGAUUCUUUAGGGGACUAUAUAACCGCUGGAGCUUCAGCAGUCGUUCUGUCAGAUGCCAUAUUCAGUAAAGAGGCAAUGCUGCUGAGAGAUUUCAGCAAAAUACAUCAACUAGCACUUCAUGCUUCUUCGCAGGGGAAAGAAGCUGUGCACGGGUAAAUGUGUUUUACUUGAACAGUGAAGAUGCUAGGCGAGGUUUGGUGAUAUCAAGUAUAUUCGUAGUACUACUACAAUGCUGCUACAGCAGCCAUGGCCAGUACCUUCAAAUGCAAGCUAACUCCUAAUUUUCGAAGUAGGCCCCUCUUGAUACCGAGAAUACGAUACCCCUGUUAUAAAGCGAGCAGAACACUUUGAACGCCAUCAAAACCAAGAUCAUUACUGCAGUCAAAAGCGUCGGUGACUGCCAAGAAGCAAACACAUAUUGCCCCAUAAACCUCCCAAUCCUCACCUUCCAUUGUCCAAUGUAAUACAAGUUCACCUCUGCAAUGACCUCAUCCAGAAAAGCCACUCUGGUCAGGCUAAUCGAAUUGCUCGUCCCGUUCCACAAAUCUGCCGCAUCAUGGGUCACUCCUCAAGUGAUUCAAAACCACAUUACCACACCCACAGCCUCACAUCCUUCCGAGUGUCAGUGAUCCCAUUCAUCAGCUCCGUGUGUCGUGUGAAAACCGGCGGCCCUUCGUGAGUAAUGUCAUUCAAAUAUUACAUCUCAUUAAAAUUUAUUUUUCGUUGGAGAUGAGAAAAUCAAAAAUUGUAAAAUCGUAUUAGAUGUUGUACUGAAAAAUUAAUAAUAUGUUAUUUUAUUAUUAUUAAAUCAUGG